GUUCGCGGUUAAGGAAAAGGAGUCGCCGCAGCGGUGGUUAUUGUUAUGGCUGAGAGGAGGCCGCGGUGAGGAGAAGGAGAAGGCGGCGAGCGAAGGAAGGAAGGAAAGAAGGAGGGCUUGUUUGAAAAGCCGGGGAAUAACCGAGGAAGAGGGAGGAGCCUUGCCCUGCGCGGAAGGCAGGCUGCCAAAGGAGGGAGCGCUUUGGCCAGCAGCCAUGAGAAAGGCAUAAUUGAAAGUGUUGAUAAUGACCUAACUACCGGAGAUCCAGAAUAUUGUGCAGAUUGGCUCCUCCCACAUCAUACCUGCCUACAUGACCUGACAGAGUGGACAAGUAUGCCAGGAUGAAGAAAGGCGUAAAUGCCAAGAAGACAAAAGAAAUAUUGCCUGUUAGCUCUACCAAGCAAACAGACCUUUCUGCGUGGAGAACAAAGAAUGAUGGCAGCAGAAGUGCACAGAAUCAUGGAGCUCCAGAAAUGUGUGUCAGUGAAGAGGAAUACAGUCAAAGUUCUCUUGAAAAAGCACUGAACUAUUUGGAGAAAUUAAAAGAUCGAACUUCCUUGAAGAAUGCGGUUCUACAGAAACACUUGGCAACUGUGGAAAAGAUUGCUCAAGAAAGAGGCUUGAAGCCACAAGAAAUUCAUGUCUUACUGAAUGUGGCGCUCAGUGGCAAAUUGGGUGAAGGGGCAAAUAUUCGACUGCUGAAGAACCUGAUUCCCACAUCAACAAUAACAGAGGAUUCUGUGGUUUCAGCAGUAUCUUGGCUUUGUGUUGGCAAAUGUUCUUGUAAUACUCAGGUAACCUUUUUAAAAUGGCUAAUUGCAAUGUUUGACUUCAUUGAUCAGAAGGAAAAGAUUAAUGCUCUUUAUGGCUUCUUCUUCAACUUCUUGCAAGAUGAAAAACUGCUUCCUUUUGCCUGUCAUGUGCUUUAUUUGCUGACCAGAAGAGAAAAUGUUUGUGUGUUUUCUCUAGUAAAACCUUUCCGUGUGAGGAGGCUCCUAGAUCUGCAAACCAGGAGGGGACCAGAACCUACUCUGCAAGCUCUGCUACUGAUGUACAAGAACUUUGCUCCUGAGAUGGUGUCUGUGACUCUGCCCACAAAAAUAAAGAUAAGGUUUAGGAAUUCAGAAAACCUCUGGAAAACAGCAAUCAGCACCAUAAAAAGGCGAAUCUAUGGGGCCCUGCCUUCAUCUCAGCCAGGUAGCCUAGGCAUUGGCUCUCUCCAGUCCCGAAAAAGAAAAUGGGAUGCCAAGUUGGUACUUACUUCAGGUAACAUCAACUCUGGUUGUUCAGCUGGGAGUCAAAAGCCCAACUCUACUGAUGUCACCAGUCAUGCUAAUUUCUUCCCAGUGGAGCAGCUACAGACCUUCCCCCAGCUUCUGCAAAACAUUGAUUGUUUAGAGUUCCCUUCACGGAUAGGUUCAGUGCUAGGAAAUCCACUAUUGCUGCACCACAUCAACUGUGUGAAAGAUGACUCUGUUUAUCAGAGGAUGUAUUACUGGAUGGGUCAAACAUUCAGAGAAGAAUGUCCUUGGUAUAAGAUUGAGAACCAGCAAUAUGAAUUAGAGUUCAAGGACUUUUUGGAGACAGUCUUGGAAGCUGAGUGUUUCUUGCAGGAAGGCUUCUCAUCCUGUGAAGAAUUCUUGUACAGGAGCCUGCCAUUCUGGGAUGGCUGCUGUUGUAGGUCACAGGUUCUGCAGCUGGUGAGUUGGAUUCCUCUCAGCACUUUCUCAGAAAUGAAGCCUUAUCUCUGCAGGCCAUUGACACAACUUGUCAUCACAUCAUCCCUUUAUUUUAAGUGUAGUGUUCUUGAAAGUCUGAGGGGACUGUUACUGAACUGGCUGAACUGGCACAUCAUGCAAGCAGAUAUGGCAACAGAAUUGAAUGCCGAUGUCCUGAACACAACACUUUCUGGAGUAGUUAGCUCUGUGGCAGAGCUCAUCCACUUUGUAGGCUGGCUUUCAACUAUUGCUCUGCAUUUGGAGAACAAUUCUGCUUUCUUGAUGCAUUUCAUUCUGGACUUCUAUGAGAUUGUUUGUGAUGUGUAUCAGAAGUAUAAUCUCCCAUUGGUUGUGAUGCCUCCUGCUGGAGUCUUCUAUCCAGCAGUGCUCAGCAUGGAUUCAGUCACAGUCGACCGUCUCUGUCAUAUUCUGUACAGGUAUCGAGCCAACUUGAUAGCUGCAAAACAAAAUCAACAAGCUAAAAAGACAAUUCUGCAAUUCAAGUUUAGCAGCCGAACUUGCCAAGAAUACAACCAAUACAUAACAGCCAUGGUUGGAUGCCUAUGGACUUCAAAUGUAUUCCAGAAAGACUUCCAUCCCCAGGGCAUUCACAUGGACUCAGAAGUGCUGGAGAAGACCAAAGUGCAGGAAUACAGGAAGGGCUUGAACAUAGUUUACCAUCCUGCCUUGACAGGCUAUGCAUUGCUGUUCUUGGAGCAGGCUCAACCACAAGACGAAACCCCAAACUUCAAAUUAAUUCAGGGGAGAAGGUGGGAAUGGUACCUGGAAUUUCUCUACUCUCAAGAUUUACAAGGCCUGAAAUUCUUCAUUGAGAGCAGCAUCAACAGAGUAUCUAAGCAUUCUCAGAUGAAAGCAAGGUCAUAGGAACAGCAAGCUGAUUCUUUCUUCUUCUUCUUUUUUUACUGUUCUUACCAUCCAAGCUAAAAUAUUGGAGGCUGGACUCCUAUUUUUAAGAAGAGUCAAUUCACAUGUCAGUACUAAUAUUGGAAAGGACAACCCAAGGUUGGAGCAACAGUGGAUCUGGUUUUCCUGGACCUGGUCUUGGCGGCAUUGCUUUGGGAACAUCUCUUCUGACUAAAGAAUAAACAUUUAUGCACUUGAGAAAAAGCAAUGCCUGUCCAGCACCCACCCCCAUUUUCUAUCUUACAGAUUGAUGAAAACUGCUUCAGGUCGUUCUUGGAAACGUUAAAGGUGGGAAUGACAGUACAAAUAUGUGUUGACCAUACUUUAGAGAGAAACAGCAUUACUUCUGUAGUGCAACUGGUGACUUUCACAGCAGUUGAAACACUUUGGUGCUGAACUUCAUUUUUUUCAUUGCUACCACAAUGACCCUGCAGCAGUUACAAUAGCUGGCAAAAUGCAAGAUUUCUCUGUGUUCUGCUUCUCUGUACAUAACUGUAUAGUAGAUAUUUAUGUAACAAAAUAUGGUCUGUAAUUUAUAUUUAAAUUUCUCAAGAUGAAUUUGAUAAUGGGAACAGAAGAAACCUUCAGCCGUUAGUAAGCCUAUUCUCCCUACAAAAUGUAUUAUUUGUACUUAGCAGGAACCAUACCAUCUCUCCCUAGUCACUGAAGAAAAAAAAUAUUUUACUGAUGAUGAUAGUUGGCUAUCUUUGACUUUCUAUACUAUAGUCUUAGUGCUAUAUUAUAUUGCCUUGCACAUGGCAAAUGUUCAGGGAAAUAACAGCUCUUUGAAUCCCUGCAGCGUACCUGUUAUAACAGGAGCCAGUGAUGGAGAUUUAGGGCCUGAACAGACAGACCAAAAUAAAGCUGCUUCAGGUCACUUUGGAAUCAUGCUGUUUAAAUGCUGUAUGCAUCUUAAGAGGCUGGAAGCAGCCCCAAAGCCAUGCUCCAGUCCUUUGGCACAGCUUCUGGCCUCUUAAGAUGUGUGUGUCAUUUAAACAGCAUACCUCCAAAGUGACCUGAAGCAGCUUUAUUUUGGCCUGUUUGAGCCGUUAGUUAUCAUCUUAAUACCUGACUUCUGUGGGCUGAGGAUGCCCUUGCAUGUAGAUAGAAGAUGGAAAAAGAGGAAUGGUUCUUUUGCCUUAAAGCUAUAUCUGUCUCAGCCC
Molecule: messenger RNA, 3805 nt
Organism: Sceloporus undulatus (fence lizard)
Lineage: Eukaryota; Metazoa; Chordata; Lepidosauria; Squamata; Phrynosomatidae
Gene: CENPI
Product: centromere protein I
Exons: 22
Coding region: 342-2603 (753 amino acids)
Cellular component (GO): kinetochore
Source: RefSeq, a predicted model, not a curated record